AAUAGCCGUGCCGGGCCUUUAGCCAAGCAGCAGCUCCGACUUCCGAGCAUACACGUACACUUGAAAUCAAGCUGGGUAGCCACACAGCAUCUUCUCGAGACUGUCAGCCAAGAGGGUCUCGAGGAGCUAGCUAGGCUGCGAGGAUGUCGCUGGUAAGGCUCUUCGACACGCUGGCCCCGGACUCGUGGAGGAACCCCUUCAGCAUCUUCGGCACGGCGGUGGCCGCCGACGCGUGGCUGGCGAGCGACACCUCGGCGUUCGCCAACACCUACAUCGAGAGCCGGGACACGGCGGGCGCGUACGUGUUCAGCGCGGCGCUGCCGCCCGGCGUGAAGAAGGAGGAGGUGAGGGUGGAGGUGGACGAGGGCAACGUGCUGGUCAUCACCGGGGAGCGCAGCCUCCGCCGGGAGGAGCGCAGCGACAGGUGGCACCACAUCGAGCGCAGCUGCGCCACGUUCCUCGGCAGGUUCCACCUGCCCGGGGACGCCGCCGUGGACGGCGUCAGGGCCGCCAUGGACGCCGGCGUGCUCACGGUCACCGUGCCCAAGGUCGGGGCCAUCGCCGCCGCCGCCGCCGAGAAGACGGCCGAGGCGGCGACGACGAUGCCCGUCGACGCCGGGCCCUGCUGAUCCGACGCCGACGCGCUGGCUCACGGGCGCGGCUCUGUUCUUGGCCGCUCCUGUGAAUGAAGACUAGCGUACCACGUCGUGUGACAGUGAGGUCUCUCGUCCGUACCGUCUGAAGCUUCCUCCUCCUCUGGUUUGGUAUCGCAUACUUUUCCGUGUGAUGGAUCUGCCUGCACGCAUGUAAGAAGAAAAAAAAAACAUGCCUGCAGGGCAGCACCAUGGAUCUGUGCUCGGUAAAUGAAGAGCAACCUAAGCAGCUAAAGCUGGAAUCCUGUCUCUGCUCAUUUCUUCGCCUUUCCUUGCGAUUGCCGUCUCUACAAAUUUUUCUUCAUGCGGUAAAUAAGUUGUGACAAGUUAAUGACAGCAACCUGCCAGUGUGACUUGUUCAGUUGAAA
This is a messenger RNA of Panicum hallii, 1021 nucleotides long. RefSeq names its product 17.9 kDa heat shock protein 2-like. The transcript has a single exon. Gene Ontology annotation, biological process: protein complex oligomerization; response to heat; response to salt stress. The record is from RefSeq and is a predicted model, not a curated record. NCBI's taxonomy places the organism in Eukaryota, Viridiplantae, Streptophyta, Magnoliopsida, Poales, Poaceae. Bases 144 to 629 code for a protein of 161 amino acids.